UAGGAGAUCAUUUUUGGGUUCCCAUGGUCAGAGCAGCUUCUGGCAUACACGCGCGGGAGGCCGGACAGCUGCUAAGCCAUGGCCAGGCAGUGGCAGCAGUGGCAACAGUGGCAAUGGUGGGGUGGAGAUACUUGGUCAUGGACAACCAGCCGGUCCUGGCAGGACUCAGCGAGUAGGAGGCAUGCGGUGGGUGUCUACUUCGGAACCUUCGACCCCAUCCACGAGAAUCACAUUGGCCUUUGCAAGUACGCGCUGACUCAGGGCGUUGUGCAGAUGGUGUACCUUGUGGUGAACGGCGACAACCCCAUGAAGCCGCUGGCUGUCUCAUACGAGGAGCGCCUGCGACUUGUGCGACGUCGAGUGGAAUUAGAAGUGGAUGAUCGCAUCAGGCUGAUGGAGCUUUCGGGGGAAGAGGCCGGGCGCAUGAGGUGGCUGGACCGCCAGGAUAUCUGUGAGCGAGCAAGGUACUUGGUUGAGGCUGGAGGCAAUGCCGAGGUGUAUCAGCUCCUUGGCCAAGACUCGUUUGAGCAGGCCGUCGGACGCAGCAGGCCCAAGGGCAAGGGCAAAGGCAAAGGCAUUUUCUCCACCAGUACGCGCUUCUUGGUGUUCCCCCGCGCUGGCAGUGACGAAUCUGUACAUAUACCACCCGACAUGCGACGGCGAGUUGCAGUGGUCAAGGACUAUGUUGACCCCGUGACUCUGUCGUCCACGCAGAUCCGUGCGGCUGCUGCAGAGGGCCAUGACCUGCAGGGCUCCGUGCACCCGGGGAUCCUCGAGGAUGUGAUUGCCACGUACACGCGCACGCGCCGCUUCCUUGUGCUCCUCUUCGGCCCUCCGGGGUCUGGAAAGACGGCUUUGGGUCGCGAGCUGGAGAGAGCUUUCGGCUUCUACCACAUCUCCGGAGGGGACGCCUACCGCGCCGCCAAGUCUCGCGGUCUCUUUGGAGCGUACCGAGAGGAUGACCGCAAGCAGACGGUCGCCAAAGUGUUUGCCGCGGUGGCUCGUGCGGCUGCGGUGCUCGCGCCGGCACCGGUCUCCUUUGAUGGCUUCCUCCCGAAGGAGCUUCCAGACUUCGAGGCCAAGGUAGGCACCCCUGGCCUCAUCAUCAAGCUGGAUUGCCCGGCGGAGGUGCUGCAGCAACGACUUCAAGAGCGAGGGCAGCGCGAGCAUGAUGUUGACCUCAGCGUCAGCCAGCGAAUGAGGAGCCACUAUUCUCAGGACAAGGCGCUUCCAGAGUUUCACCAAUGCCUGCGUGUGCUUCGCUCAGACAGACCUUUACAGGACGUGGCCGGAGACUUGGCAGGACUGGUGCGUGAGGCAGCAGCACGUCAUCGCCUGAGCUUGGAGGGGGUGUCGUUGGAGGACACGGGUCGACAGAUCAUUGAUGAGGACUUCUGGCACCGGAUCUUUCAGGAGAUUGAGUCCAGCCCGGCAGAGAGCUACAACCUCAGGCCCAAUGCCAGUACCAUGAAGGAGCGGCAAGGCUCACGGGGCCUCAAGAACUUCAACAACUUGGUCAAAGAUGUUCUCAUCUGCUGGGCUGUGCAGCAGGUUGCCGCUCCUGCUUCGGCGGUACAUGUGCUGGAUGUUGCCAGCGGCCGCGGUGGCGACCAAAUGAAGUUUGGGAAGGCGGCAGCGGCUGCGAACCGCAGGCUAUGCUACACUGCCAUUGAUGUGGCCGAGGCUCAGAUUCUCGAAGCACAGCGACGGAUGAUCGCGUCACGCCAGAAGGAUGAUGCGCCAAGCCUUGAAAGUGCCCGGUUCCUCAUAGGCGAUGUGGCGAAGAUUGCCCCCAGCACGUUUGCUCAGCAGCUUGCCCUGCAGCACAUUAGCUCCGUGCAAUUUGCAGUGCACUAUGCAUUCAGUUCCUGCGAGUCUGCACGUACCUUCCUUCGGAACGCCACAGGCCGCCUGCGGCAGGGAGGGCUCUUACUCAUCACCACAGUUGACUCCUGUGCCAUGGGCCGGCUGGCACGUGACGCAAAGGACCUCGUUUGGCAGAAUGGCCUGCUGCGGGUCACCUUCAGCGAUUUGCAGACGUUGGAGAGGAUUGCCGAUGAGAAGGAAGAGUAUGGCCUGCGGUACCGCUUUGACCUCACAGGUGAAGGCAUCGACUGUGAGGAGUUUGUGGUGCCGGAGGCGCUGAUGAGAGGUCUGCUCCAGGAGCUGCAAGUGGAGGUGUUGGCCGCCAUGCCCUUCUCAGACAUCGCCCUGGAGGACAAUCUGACGGCUGAGCAGAUCGCUACCUCGAUUCUAUCGAGGCUCCCUGCUGGACAGGCAUCCGACGUCAGCGUCUACGACCGGCUCGGGCUGCUCUUGAGCAGGGAGGAGGCAGCCAUCGCAGCAUUGUACAAGCUUUUCGUGUGCCGAAAGCGCCAGGAACCUGCCCUGACACCGGAAGAUGCGGAGGAGCCUUCAUCCCACCAGGCCGGCGACUUGCUGAAGGGGGAACCGCCCGUCCAUGUACAGUAGGGCGCGUAAAUCUGAUUACACAUGCCGGAGGGCCCUCCAUGUAACGUACAGUGGGGCCCUCCAUGUACAGCAGGUGCUUGUCGGCUUUCAUUACGCGGCCGUCCACCUCCCGGGAAAGGAACGCCUUGG
Effrenium voratum is the source of this 2601-nucleotide messenger RNA. Lineage: Eukaryota; Dinophyceae; Suessiales; Symbiodiniaceae. The record is from the annotation of a GenBank genome assembly.